This is a messenger RNA of Closterium sp. NIES-67, 1226 nucleotides long. The record is from the annotation of a GenBank genome assembly. NCBI's taxonomy places the organism in Eukaryota, Viridiplantae, Streptophyta, Zygnematophyceae, Desmidiales, Closteriaceae.
CAUCUCAGGUGCUUCGAGCAUUGAAGACGGAUUCCCGCCUGGCCAACAACGGCUUGCCUCCUGACAUUCAGAAGCUGCGCUGCCGGGUGCACUUUGAGGCGCUGCGCUUUGCGCCACACAUACAGGCGUUCGGAGAGGAGCUAGUGCGGCGAGUACGUAAGGACGGCCCCUAUGUGGCGCUGCACCUGAGAUACGAGAAGGACAUGCUGGCCUUCAGCGGGUGCUCCCAUGGGCUGACCCAGGCACAGGCAGACGAGCUCACUGCCACCAGGCGCGCCACAAAACAGUGGCGUGUGAAGGACAUCAACGCGGCGGAGCAGAGAGCGCAGGGCAGCUGCCCCAUGACGCCCCGCGAGGUGGGGCUGCUGCUCUCCGCGCUGGGCUUCCCCAAUCACACCCGCCUCUACAUCGCCGCGGGGGAGAUCUACGGUGGAGAGGACACGAUGAAAGAUCUACGGGCCAGAUUCCCAUUUAUUGAGCGCAAGGAGACCCUAGCAACCGCAGAGGAGCUAGCACCUUUGGCAGCCCACCAGAACGCUAUGGCGGCGGUUGACUACCUGGUGUCGGUGCAGGCAGACGUGUUCCUUGCCACUUACUCUGGCAACAUGGCUCGUGCUGUGGAGGGGCACAGGCGGUUCCUGGGGCAUAAGCGAACCAUCUCGCCCGAUAGGAAGGGCCUGGUGCGGCUGAUCGACCGGCUGGACCGGGGAGAGCUGCAGGAGGGGCCCGCAUUCUCUGAGCUCGUGUACCUGCUGCACAUGCACAGGCAGGGGGCUCCGCGGCACAGGAAGGGCCCGCUACCAGGCGUGAAGAAGAAGGACCGGCAUCGGUCAGAGGAGGCGUUCUACGCCAACCCCCUCCCCGACUGCCUGUGCCAAGCCAAGCCCGAGACGCUUGGUGGGCGAGCCAUACUGUUCCGGGAAAGGGGAGGGAAGGGAGGUCGGUACGCAGCGAGGUCACUUUGAGGUUGCCGGCAUCUGUGUCGUAUACAUAGUGGAAUCUCCUCUGUGCGUGAUGUUGUGUUACUGUGAGAACGAACUUGGCGUUACAGCAUCACCUUCCUCCUGUCAUAGCCACUGGAGCUGGCCGAGAUGUACAGCUGUAUUGAUACUAAGUGGCAAGUGGUGCACUUGGUGACUGUAAUCAGGUAUUGCUAGUAAUGAUCAUCGCCGAGGUGUGACCUGCAGCCUCUUGUUGGAAAUAUCUCAAAGGACUUAAGCGUUUCU